Molecule: messenger RNA, 1432 nt
Organism: Perognathus longimembris pacificus (Pacific pocket mouse)
Lineage: Eukaryota; Metazoa; Chordata; Mammalia; Rodentia; Heteromyidae
Product: HLA class I histocompatibility antigen, B alpha chain-like
Exons: 6
Coding region: 81-1127 (348 amino acids)
Biological process (GO): antigen processing and presentation of endogenous peptide antigen via MHC class Ib; immune response; antigen processing and presentation of endogenous peptide antigen via MHC class I via ER pathway, TAP-independent
Cellular component (GO): external side of plasma membrane
Molecular function (GO): peptide antigen binding; signaling receptor binding
Source: RefSeq, a predicted model, not a curated record
CUCCCCCAGUCCAGGAGUCGAGAAGGACUGGUAAAAAGGACGCAGCGUGGACCCUGACCCCUGGGGCGCUGAGCCCCGCGAUGCUGCGGGUUGUCUUGGUGAUCACCUCGGUCCUCUCGCUGGUCCGAUCCCGGUCGCAUUCUCUGCAGUAUUUCUACUUGGCUGUGUCGGACCCCAGUCCAGGAGUUCCUGCCUUUCUGGCCACUGGCUUCGUGAAUGAGCUGCCCUUCAUCCAGUACAACAGUGAGGAGGAGAAGGCAGAGCCUCUUGCUCACUGGUUGACAGAAGACCCGAGUUACUUUGAUGAUGAGACCCAAAUCUUCUUAAACCGGAUGAAGCUUUUCCAGUUAAGUCUGAGAAAUGUGCAGAGCUACAACACCACCUUCCUGGACUCCCUGCUCCCCGUGCAUGCAGGUUCCCAUACCCUCCAGUUCACCUACGGCUGUGAGUUGUGGGAAGAUGGCAGAAAGAGAGGACACUGGCAGUAUGGCUAUGACGGUAAAGACUACCUGAUCUUAGAUAUGGACUCUCCAGAAUACCGGGCAAUCUCACCCCUUGCCAGCCACACCAAACGAAAGUGGGAGGCCAAUGGGAACAAGAUAGAACAGGACAAGAUCUAUUUGGAACAUGAAUGCAUCUUGUGGCUGAAGAAGUAUUUGAAGCUCGGAGGACAUUCUUUGAGGCGCACUGAGGGUCCCCAGACCCACCUGACCCACCACCCCACCUCUGACCAUGAGGUCACCCUGAGGUGCUGGGCCCUGGGCUUCUACCCUGCGGAGAUCACCCUGACCUGGCAGAGGGAUGGAGAGGACCAGACCCAGGAAAUGGAGCUUGUGGACACCAGGCCUGCAGGAGAUGGAACCUUCCAGAAGUGGGCAGCUAUCAGGGUGCCUUCUGGAGAGGAGCAGAGAUACACCUGCCAAGUGCAGCAUGAGGGGCUGCCUGAGCCCCUCACCCUGACAUGGGAGCCGCCUGCUCACCAUGCCUCUCCCAAAAACGGAAUUGUCAUCGUCCUAAUGAUUGCUCUUCUAGCUGCUGUGGGUUUUAUUCUGUGGAUGAAGAAGAAGAAUGCAGAUUUCAGGGUCCCCAAAGACCACCCAGGAGCCGAAGCCUAUGCAAUCACAUGAGAGUCUUUAUUGCAAGCUCAAGCCUGGGCUCACGAUGGUCACCAACGCUGCGGGUCUGAAUCGUGAGCCCCGACCCUCCAUUCAGCAGGGUUAUAGGGUUUGGGGGAACAUUCUAUGUGUCACCUCACACAGCAAAGCAUAUCACACCGCGGGAAAAUCACAAAACAGCAUAGCAACUCACAGCAAAUCAUUUCAUAUUGCAAGAAAAUUAUAAAAUAAUUCAUAAGAAUGAUUGGCAUAAUCAAUGAUGGGAACGGGCCUGCUGAAGGUGAUUGGCUAGCUUAUGGGGUUCAAAAUGAUUGGUU